Rotaria sp. Silwood1 is the source of this 864-nucleotide messenger RNA. Lineage: Eukaryota; Metazoa; Rotifera; Eurotatoria; Philodinida; Philodinidae. The record is from the annotation of a GenBank genome assembly.
AUGUCAUCAUCAUCAUCAUCAUCAAUAGCACAAUUAAUUCUUCAUGUUUCUCAACAAUAUACAAUUUAUGUUAGUUUUAUUAUUUUAUUUACUGGUAUCUUCGGACAUAUAAUUAACAUCUUUGUAUUUACCCGUCUUACAAUAUUUCGAGAAAAUUCAUCUGCUUUUUAUCUUAUUGCAGAAUCAAUUUUUGAUUUACUUGAACUGAUGAUUGUAUAUACAUCUAAUAUUCCAAUUAAUGGAUUUGGUAAUGAUCUAACACAGACAUCAUUAAUUUGGUGUAAAUUAAAACCAUUCUUUACACAAUCUUUAACUGUUAUUCCACUUAAUAUUGUUUGUUUUGCUGCUAUUGAUCAAUAUUUAUCAACAAAUUAUUAUCCAUAUUUAAGACAAAAAAGUACAAUAAAAUCAGCUAAAAUUCUUACUAUUAUUGCAACUAUAUUUUGGAUUUUACAUAGUACAUUAGCGUUGUUUUUUAUUGAAAUUCAAUCAAAAUAUGGAUGUAAUAUAUAUAAUCGAAAUUUUAGAAAUUAUGUUACAUAUUUCUAUUUUCUUAUACUGAUUGGAAUUUUACCGAUUAUUGUUUCCAUAUUUUUCAGUAUUGCAGCUUAUCAAAAUGUUCGUCGUAUUGUACGACGUCAAAUGCCAAUACGUCGACGAAGACUUGAUCAACAAUUGACAGCAAUGAUUCUUGUUCGAGUUGGAUUUUUAGUUGUUUUACUAUUACCGUAUCUUUUACAACGAAUUUAUACAUUUAGUACAUUAACAUAUAAUGAUAGUGUCAUUUCUCAAGCUAUUUUACAACUUUUUACAGCUAUAACUGUUUCUUUUUUUAAUCUUAAUUAUGGAGUAUGUGAAAUUUAA